CUUUGCCUCACCAAAAUGGGAUUCCUCUCGUGUUCGAUAAUCCAUAUUUUUCUUGUCCUGCAACUACAAACACUUUGUGUUAUCUUGACAGUUUCAUCUCAGAACAUCAUAAAUGGAUCUAUUCCUGUCGGAGAAUCUCUCACAGCUUCAGAGUCCCAACAAUUCUCUAGCUCAUGGCGUUCCCCUUCCGGUGACUUUGCUUUCGGGUUCCGCAAGAUCCAACCUAACGAUGGUUUCACUCUCUCCGUUUGGUUCGACAAGAUUCCUGACAAAACCAUCGUGUGGCAUGCACAAGCAGUCAAUACGACAACCGGCCUCGUCCCUGCUGGUUCGAACGUUACACUAACCGCAGAUCGUGGUUUGGUUCUGACCGACCCUCGAGGUCAACAGCUCUGGAGUUCUUCACUUCCUCCAAGUAAUGGCUCUGUUUCUCAAGGGCGCAUAAAUGACGCUGGAAACUUCGGUCUGUUAAGCGAAACAACAGAAGAUUCCGGCGAGUUUUUGUGGUCUAGCUUCGCAAAUCCUACCGACACUCUGUUACCUACUCAGGGCAUGGAAGUUGGAAGGAACCUCUCAUCUCGCCUGACGGAGACAAGCUUCAGAAAAGGAAGAUACAGACUACAUCUAGGUAACGAUGGAGAUCUACGGCUUCUCACUCUCAACCCCGAGACGCUUUUAGAAUCCGAUAUAUACUUUGCGUACUACGCAAGUAACACAAAGAAUCAAAACCCCGGGACUCGGCUAGUUUUCAACGAGUCAGGCUACAUGUAUGUUCUUCAAAGAAACAACUCAAGAUUCUAUAUCAAACAAGACGUUCCCGUAUCUUCUAAAGACUUCUACCACCGUGCUGUUCUACAUUUCGACGGUGUUUUUGCUCAGAACUAUCAUCCCAAGGGAGGAGAUGGUGGGUGGAGAUGGGUUUGGUCUCAGCCUGAGAAUAUAUGCGCAAAAGGCUUUGGAACGGACCUUGCUGCUAACGAGGUUGGGAACUUGGCUUGUGGGUUUAAUAAUAUAUGCAGUUUAGGAGAUAACCAAAGGCCAAGAUGUCAAUGUCCUGAGAGGUUUGUGUUGAGUGAUCCUAGUGAUAGCUAUGGUGAUUGCAAGCCAGAUUUUGAGAUGCAUGCUUGUGGAGCGAAGAGUAACCAAACUGAUGUAAGUCUCUACGAGUUUGUUACUUUGGAGAAGACUAAUUGGCCGUCUGGUGAUUACGAGAAGUACUCAAACUAUGAUGAAGAAAGAUGUAAAGCUUCUUGUCUUAACGACUGUUUCUGUGCUGCGGUUGUUUUCGGAACCAUUUGUUGGAAGAAGAAGUUUCCUUUGUCUUAUGGUCACAGAUCUCCGACCGGUGGAGGCGAUACUUUCAUUAAGGUUCGAAAACUCACUGCGGGUGUUCCAAAUACUGGACGAAGAGGCAAAGGCCGUGACGGGUUGAUCAUCACUUGUUCUGUUUUGCUUGGAACUUCAGCUUUGGUGAACUUCAUAUUGCUUUAUAUGAACAGAAACAAGAAGAGGAUGGCGAAGAAACCGAACCAAAGACGAUAUACUGGUGCUGCUACAGCUCAUGACUUGAAUCUGAGAGUCUUUACGUACAGAGAUCUCGUGGUGGCUACAGGAGAUUUCGUGGAAGAGCUCGGAAGAGGAGCGUUCGGGAUCGUUUACAAAGGGGUUUUGAAAGUUUCAGGUGAUUCUGAAGUUAGCGUAGCUGUCAAGAAACUAGACCGUGUUGCUCAAGAAAGCGACAAAGAGUUCAAGAAUGAGGUCAAAGUGAUUGGUCAGAUCCACCACAAGAACCUAGUGAAGCUAAUUGGCUUCUGCGACGAAGGGCAGAGCCGUUUGAUUGUCUACGAGUUCUUACCUAAUGGGAUGUUAGCCGGUUUCCUCUUCAGGCGUCCAAGACCUAGCUGGGAAGAUAGAAGGAGAAUCGCGGUGGAGAUUGCACGUGGGAUCUUGUAUCUACACGAAGAGUGCAGCGAGCAGAUCAUACAUUGCGAUAUAAAACCUCAGAACAUUCUUCUAGACGAGUAUAACAAUCCUCGGAUCUCGGAUUUUGGUUUAGCCAAGCUUCUGAUGAUGAACCAGACGCAUACGCUCACCAACAUCCGCGGAACAAAGGGUUAUGUGGCGACAGAGUGGUUCAGGAACAGUCCCAUUACAUCCAAAGUCGAUGUCUAUAGCUACGGAGUCAUGCUUUUGGAAAUCGUGUGCUGCAAGAAAGCUGUUGAUCUAGAGGAUAAUGUGAUUCUUAUAGAUUGGGCGUACGACUGUUUCCGACAAAGGAGGUUGAAAGAUCUAAUCAAAGAAGAUUUAGAGGCAUUAGACAAUAUGGACUUGGUGGAGAGAUAUGUGAAAAUAGGGAUAUGGUGUAUACAAGAAGAGCCAGGGAAGAGGCCUAACAUGAGAAAUGUAACACAGAUGCUUGAAGGCGUGGCUCAAGUUAAUGAUCCUCCAAACCCUUCUCCCUAUAAUACGUUCACCUGUGCUGAGUCUAUGUCUAAUUAAUCUUCCUGUGUCGUGUUUGAUUUAUUUGUGUUGCGUAGUUAGACACUUUGUAUCAAAUACUUCAUAUUAUUUAUUUAUAGUUAGA
Brassica oleracea var. oleracea is the source of this 2584-nucleotide messenger RNA. RefSeq names its product G-type lectin S-receptor-like serine/threonine-protein kinase RLK1. The coding region runs from base 16 to 2499 and encodes 827 amino acids. Gene Ontology annotation, molecular function: protein serine/threonine kinase activity; ATP binding. The record is from RefSeq and is a predicted model, not a curated record. Gene Ontology annotation, biological process: protein phosphorylation. The transcript has 2 exons. Lineage: Eukaryota; Viridiplantae; Streptophyta; Magnoliopsida; Brassicales; Brassicaceae.